Lodderomyces oxycetoniae is the source of this 1314-nucleotide messenger RNA. It is a transcript of the gene ECM42, whose product is annotated as glutamate N-acetyltransferase. The transcript has a single exon. Gene Ontology annotation, biological process: L-arginine biosynthetic process; L-ornithine biosynthetic process. Bases 1 to 1314 code for a protein of 437 amino acids. The record is from RefSeq and is a predicted model, not a curated record. Lineage: Eukaryota; Fungi; Ascomycota; Pichiomycetes; Serinales; Debaryomycetaceae. Gene Ontology annotation, molecular function: L-glutamate N-acetyltransferase activity, acting on acetyl-CoA as donor; L-glutamate N-acetyltransferase activity, acting on acetyl-L-ornithine as donor. Gene Ontology annotation, cellular component: mitochondrial matrix.
AUGAGGAUUGUUACUCGUUGUUUAUCAGAUAAAGCAGCAAGGUUUGUACCAAAGACUGGCGUUUAUCCUAAAGGGUAUGUUGUUGGAGGUAUACAUUGUGGGGUUAAAAAGAAUCAAGAGAGUUUGGAUUUAGCACUUUUACACAACACAUUUGCUGAACAAGAGGCUUCUGCGGCAGCGGUUUUUACGACUAAUAAGUUCAAAGCUGCUCCUGUGCAAGUAUCGCAAAGGAUACUCAAAGAAAGCAAGGGGUUUGGAAUUAAUUCAAUAGUGGUCAAUAGUGGUAACGCCAAUGCUGUAACUGGUUUACAAGGUAUCAAAGAUGCUGAAGAUAUGGUACUUGUAACCGACUCGGUCCUCGAAAGCAAAUCAAGUAGCACCCUCGUUAUGUCGACGGGUGUCAUUGGGAACAAGUUGCCAAUUGACAAUAUACUAUCAGGUAUACCUAAACUCGCUUUGAACCAUCUUGGAAACACACACCAGCACUGGAUAGAUUGUGCAAAAGCAAUCUGUACCACUGACACUUUCCCAAAACUAAUCACAAAACAGUUCAAACUCAAUGAGGAUACUUAUACAUUAGCGGGUUUGUGCAAAGGUGCUGGUAUGAUUUGUCCAAAUAUGGCUACAUUGUUGGGAUUCUUUGUUACAGAUACACCCGUGACACCUUCAGCAUUGCAGCAGAUUUUAAAAUAUGCUGUUGACAGAUCAUUCAACAGUAUUAGCGUUGAUGGAGAUAUGUCUACAAAUGACACUAUAGCGGCUAUUGCCAACGGAGCAGCGGGUGGUGAAGUAAUUGACCUCAACGCGUCAUGUGGCGAAAGGUAUGCCGCUUUGCAAAAGGAAAUCACAUCUUUUGCCCAAGAGUUGGCCCAACUAGUUGUGAGAGACGGAGAAGGUGCAACUAAGUUUAUAACCAUUCGUGUCAAGGACGGCUUGUCACAUAAGGAUGCGAAAUCAAUUGCUUCGAGUGUGGCCAACUCUCUGCUAUUCAAAACCGCAAUGUACGGUAAGGAUGCAAAUUGGGGACGUAUAUUGUGUGCAAUUGGCUAUGCAGAUGUCACCAAUGGGAACAACUCCGUCAUUCCUUCAAAAACAAGUGUUAAAUUCAUCCCAAUUGAUGGAAGUCUGCCAUUGCAGUUGCUCACAAACGGCGAGCCUGAAAAAGUAGAUGAGGAGAGGGCGUCUGAAAUUUUACAAGACGAGGAUCUUAUUGUUGAAAUUGAUUUGGGCACUGGCGGAGGGCAAAGUGCAGAUUUCUGGACUUGUGACUUAUCUCAUGAGUAUAUUACCAUUAACGGUGAUUAUAGAUCUUGA